CUCAUGACCGAAACGCCACUAGUGGGCUCUUAUCUUGAGGUUUGUGUAAUUUUACAGCGAGCGAAUUCUGCUGUUGUGUUUUAAUAAUCAAGUAUAUAUAGAUAUAUGUUUAUUUCAAAGGCAGGCGUAGGUAUUAAGGUACAUUUGUGUUGUAACGAGUCGUCUUUUCUACAUUUUUUUGCUGCUGUCAUUCACGAUUCUGUUGGUGUUAUACUCUGUUUACUUAUUACCAUAUAAACUUCACUAAAGUUUCAACAACAGUUUUACCAAUCAGAGCAGUGGGUGGACACUUUAAAGCACGUACAGACGGCUAAGGGUGACCUGGUUAGUCUUCACUUGAUCUUUGCGGUCUGCGACUCCCCCGUAUCGCUCUGCAAACAUGUCAAGUAUCGGCAGGCUGUCGACCAAAGGCUCGGUGCUGCUGCUGUGUGACAUACAGGAGAAGUUCAGACCCACUAUUUUCCAGUUUACAAACAUUGUGAGCAAUGCCUCAAGAUUGCUACAGGCAUGUCGAAUCUUAAGCAUCCCUCAGAUUUUAACCGAGCAGUACCCUAAAGGUUUGGGCCCCACUGUUCCUGAGCUGGGGGCCGAGGGCUUGAAGCCUCACACAAAGACCAGUUUCUCUAUGCUGACGGAGAGCGUGCAGAGCUCACUCAAAAGCCUGGGAGACCCUCAGCAGGUCAUAUUGUGUGGCAUCGAGGCGCAAGCAUGCAUUGCGUGCACAACCUAUGAUCUCCUGGAGCGAGGCAUGGAGGUUCAUAUUGUAGCAGAUGCCGUCUCUUCUCGAAGUCAGACUGAUCGUCUUUUUGCACUGUCACGACUGAAGCAGAGCGGGGCGUUUCUUACCACUACAGAGGGAGUUUUAUUACAACUAGUGCAGGAUGCCAAGCACCCCAACUUUAAAGAGAUCCAGAAGCUCCUGGCUCACCCCUCCCCUGAUACAGGCCUGCUGGCCCUCUUCAGCUCUCUGUAGGGCCAGUCACAGACCGCACCCUGCAGACAUAAUUACAUCAAUUACUAGAAAUCAGCACAAACCGCUUUCUGAACCUGUUAAGAGUCCUGUGAGCUCUGAGCAUUUGCAUAUCGAAAUAAAAGUACAUACAAAGAAACACGGA
This is a messenger RNA of Puntigrus tetrazona (Sumatra barb), 1115 nucleotides long. RefSeq names its product isochorismatase domain containing 2 (gene isoc2). The transcript has 6 exons. Lineage: Eukaryota; Metazoa; Chordata; Actinopteri; Cypriniformes; Cyprinidae. The record is from RefSeq and is a predicted model, not a curated record. Bases 380 to 973 code for a protein of 197 amino acids. Gene Ontology annotation, cellular component: cytoplasm.